UUAUGAAGGUUAAGGUCAUUUAACUAGCUCAAUAACUAAAAUGUUUUGAUUCUUCAGAGAAUAUAAGCAUGUUUUACGCUCGACAGUUGUCCCGACAAUUGUCUCGGGAUACAGAACGAAGGAAGUCUACAGACAGUUUUUCAAGGGGUUCUGUUAUUGAUGGAUUACCCCUUGGAAAAGUAGGGGACAACAGAGUGUCUACUGGUGAUGCUGAAGGUGGUGCUGAAAAAGAUCUGAAAAAGGAGCUUGACAAUCAGUAUACAACAUUGAAAAGGCACAUUUUGCAGUUCCAAAGUGUCACUCUUGGACUAUUUCCAAGAAUUGGGUAUGCCAAUGAACAGCCAGUUGAGGCUCAUGUCAGGGAUAGCAUAUACUGUGCAACAGCUGCUUGGGCCCUUUCACAGGCAUACAGACGUAUUGACAAUGACCAAGGGAGAACGCAUGAAUUAGCUCAAGUUGCAGUCAAAACAAUGAGAGGUAUCUUGUAUUGCUGGAUAAGACAGGCUGAUAAGGUUGAGAAAUUCAAGGAGAAUCAGAGUGCUAGUCAUGCCUUACACAGUGUGUUUGAUCCCCAUACAGGUGACCCACUCUACAAGGACGAUGAGUUUGAACAUUUACAGAUAGAUGUUGUUGGCCUGUACUUGAUUAUGUUGGUACAAAUGAUCACAUCAGGUCUUCAGAUAAUAUACACCACAGAUGAGGUGAACUUUGUACAGAAUCUUGUAUUUUAUGUUGAGAGGGCGUACAGAACUCCUGACUAUGGUAUGUGGGAGAGGGGAAGCAAGUACAAUAACGGAAGCACUGAGGUCCAUGCUAGCUCCAUAGGUAUUGCCAAAGCUGCGUUAGAAGCAAUAAAUGGAGUGAAUUUGUUCGGUGACCAGGGAGCGUCAUGGUCUGUGAUUUUUGUUGAUAUUGAUGCUCAUAACAGGAACCGAACUAUUUUUGAGUCAAUUUUACCAAGAGAGUCCAAUUCUAAGAAUACAGAUGCAUCGUUAUUGGCAACUGUUGGUUGGCCGGCAUUUGGUAUUCAUGAAGAACCAAUCAGGUCAAGGACAAUAGACAAGGUGAAGCGUAAGCUGAGGGGUCCUCGAGGGUUUAAGAGGUUUAUCCGGGACGGGUACAAGACAGUGGUAGAGGAUAACAAAAGGAAGUACUACAAACCUGCAGAAAUAAAAAAUUUUGAUGGGAUAGAAUGUGAAUGGCCUAUGUUCUAUGUGUACAUGCUGAUAGACUGUAUAUUCCUUGGUGACAAAGAAGGCAUCGCGACAUACUCUAAACUACUUGAUAAUGUGAUGACAAGGUCAAAUGAAGAUGGAAUUCCUGGAUUGUUGCUGCCACAGUACUUCUUCAUCCCAGCUGACCAGAUAGACAGAGAGAGGUCACGUCCAGGCUCAGCUGACAGAAUACCUAGUGAUGUAGGAUCCACAAAAGGAAUAUUUCUCUGGGGGCAAUCUGUAUAUUUCAUAUCUCAACUACUAGUGAAAGACUUACUAAAUGUAAAUGACCUUGACCCCAUUAGACGACAUCUUCCAGCAUCAGAGAGGCCAAAGGUUAACAGCAGAUACUCUUCAUUUCAGCGUGCUCACUUUGGGAAAGAAUCUGAGAUUACUCCGCCUGACCUUGUACUACAAGUGGUGCUGAUAGCAGAAAGUUCCCGUCUUCAGCAGUUACUGGCUACAUAUGGAAUACAGACACAGACCCCACACCAGGUCGAGCCAAUCCAGAUAUGGUCACCAAAAGAAUUAUCAAGAGCGUAUGAAUAUUUGGGCAUUAACAAGAAGCUUGGUCUUACAGGUCGUCCUAAAAGACCGUUUGGUGUGCUGAGCACUUCUAAGAUAUACAGAGUAUGUGGAGCGACAGUUCUAUGUUACCCUCUACUGUUCGAGGUGGUAGACUUCUACAUGGCUCAAGAUAUCAGCAUUGUGAUAGAUGACCUUAAAAAUGAUCUUGCAUUUUUAUCGAAGUGUUGGAAGCUUGCUGGACGUCCCACAUUUUGUAUGCUGAUACGGGAGAACAAUAUCCGAGGGAAGAAUUUCAGUGAAUUUCUGGAACUGCUUGCACAGUUUAAGAGUGGUGAUGUAGAUGGUAUCAGGGUCAGAGUGGGGAGACUGCAGACACUAAUAUCCUCAGCAUGUAUAGAGCAUUUAGACUUCCUGACCACCCUACCAGACCAGUCCAUUUUCCAGCCGUUCCAGGAGUCAAACCACGGUCGCUUCAGCUUUAAGAGCCUCACAGAUAUACCCACAGUGCUCGAGCUGGCUGAUGAUACUGUACUCAAUGAACAGGAACUGAAAGUGAAGGCAACGUGGGAUCUGAUACAGAUGUUUAAAGGUGCUGAAUCUCUCACUGCUCAGAAUCAGAUUCUGAAGCUGUUACUGUACAGGGAAGGUCCCAACUACCAUUUUGAGGGUGUACCACUCAGUCGUAGGCUGGAACAACUUGUCGCAAAGGCGGGCCUACAUAAGAGGUGGGAAGUUGUGAGAUGUUGCUCCUCCCUGCUGGGCAAGCUUGUUGAUAGCUUGGCACCAUCUAUAACCAGUAUUCUAGUCAGAGGAAAACAUCUAACAGUUGGUGUGUUUGGCCAUGAGGAGGAGGUUCUGGACAAGCCAGUCAGUCCUAACGAAAUAAAGAACAUUUUAUACAGUAAAUGCAUGGCUCAUGAUACGUGCCAGGCAGUACUUCAACAAGAACUGAUUCUUGCUAUCGGUAAACACAUCGCAACGUCACCGGAUGCCUAUGAUGGAAUUCUGAAGAUAAGAAUUGGUUGGUUUGUACGUGCCAUGGAGAUGGAACUCGAGCAGGAGGAUGAGCACGUGAAAAUUGAGUCUCUGUCACCAUACCAGGUCAAACAGCUACUGCUCAGUAUUCUCGUGCACAGAUCUGACGAGUAUGAUCUGAGAACACCUUUACAACGACGACAACUUGACGGGGCUCUCAGUAGGGUGCCCAAAGAUUUCUAUGAAAGAGUAUGGGAGAUCCUGGAACGUACACCUGGGGGCAUUAAAGUGGCAGGCUACCUGUUACCACAGCAACCAACAUUGUCUGACAUGACUAUGCAAGAGUUGAAUUUCUCAUUACUUGUUGAACAAAUGCUGAGUAAAAUCGUGGAUCCAGCGUACCGGCAGUUGAUGGUGGAGGCAUUUAUGGUCGUAUCAACGAUACUGAGGAGAAACCCAGAACUUGUUUUCCAUCAGUCCGUCAACAUGGACAGGGCAAUUCAAGACGCAUUUGAAGAGUUUCAAAAAGAUCGUAGCAGACUGGACGGCCAUGAAAAACAGGACGAUAUGAGGUGCUUCUUUAACACCAUGCCUAAUGUUAAACAUGGAACAACAAGUUAUAUCAUUAAAGCUGUGGUUAAAAACUUACUAGAUGGAGACAUAAAAGUAUCAAUGGAAGACAUGUGCUGUAUUUCGUGAGGUCAGUGCUUUGGAGCUUCAAUUGAAAUAUUUAAAUUUGUCCGCCGUUUUUGAAAUGAAGGAGAGUUUUUCCUCACCACUUGUGACAUGUUUAAAGGAGGAAAGAAAACAGAGCUUUUAAAGAGGUGAUUAUAGCACUGUUUUGAGAUCCAAAAUCUUGUUAACAAAAUGUGUGACUCCCUUUCUCUGAUUUUGUUGUGGCAAGUACUUUUUACAACAUUUGAAAUGCAACGUUACACUGGUUCAGGCUGCUUUUUAUUUAGCAGCUUAGUUAUUAAUCAGAAUUUUAUUAAAUUUAGUGUGACUUGUAAACUAACCCCUGUGUGUAGGGCAUUCUUCAUUGUCUUCAUCUCAGUGUAGUUAUAUUUUCUGGUCCUUCGAGAUCAUUGAUUUCAACUUGUUUAGAUUUGAAGAUUGAAUACUGCUUAAGCCAGUGCUAGGGGGCCUGGGCAGUGUUGCAUUUUCCAUUAUUGCUUAUGAAUAGACUCAGUCAAACCGAGUCUGCAAUGAGUCUGCAAUUUUCAUUGAUUGCCUUGUUCCCAGUACUUCCGAGGGAUCUACUUUUCAGAUUAUAUUUAUUGCCUUUUUCAGUGAUAUUACCUUGUUAAUUUUUAUGCACAGAGUAUUAACUUCUUGAACACAAUGUGAUCAAAUUAAAAUGACCCAAACCACUGCCAUAUAUUUUGUAACAUAAAUAAAAAAAUUUGCACACAGUGCUUUCUGAAAGAAGUGAGAACUAAAAUGAACUGGUCAGCCAAUGAAAGUCUUUAAGAAUAUUUGACUGACCUUUGAAAGUACAGUACAGUCUAACUGAAAAGACUUGUUUUAACCAGUUUUGAUCACAAUAACAAAAUGUAAACAUCUUGUAUAGUGGACGCAACUUGACCCCGAUGGUUGACCUUUCUAUUAUAAUACAUAAUGAGGCACAACCUAUUAUUGAAAAGUAGUAUACGUAAAACACGAGCUGCAUGAGAAAGUGGAAAUAUAAAUUUGUGCAAUUAUAAAUUAGUGUAUUGGAAAGUUUUAACUGAUCAAUUGUAAGUAUACAUACUUUGAUACUGCUCUGGAUACAAACAUAUUCCAUAUAAAUAUACAUGGCUACCCUCAUCACCCUUUAUUUCUACAAUGAAAUAAUCGAUAUGAAUAAUCAGCCAAAAGUCAACCAUCGCGGUCAAGUUGCGACUACUAUAUACUGCUAUUGUAUGUUUCAUUACAUGAAGAAAUUGACACUUAAGUUCCCAUAUUUGAUUUUAUAAAACACUUCCUUACUAAACAAGGGAAAGCACUUUGUAUAUGGCUUAAUGUCUUUGGUAAUGCUUUUUGUAUGCAUUUUUCCCCUUCUACAUUUUUAGCUCGACUAUUCGAAGAAUAGUCUAGCUAUUCUACUCACCCUGGCGUCGGCGUCGGCGUCGGCGUCGGCGUCGGCGUCGGCGUCACACCUUGGUUAAGUUUUUGCAUGCAAGUACAUACAGCUAUCAUUUAAAGGCAUAUAGCUUUGAAACUUAUUUAUUCUUUUUCUAGGUCAAUUACCAACCUCACUGGGUCAAGUUCCAUAACUCUAACAUGUAUUUUGAGCAAAUUAUGCCCCCUUUUGGACUUAGAAAAUUCUGGUUAAAGUUUUACAUGCAAGUUACUAUCUCCAAAACUAAUGUAGAUAUUGAAUUGAAACUUCACAUGUGUCUUCAGGGUUAUAAAACUAGUUCAUAGCAGCAAGUCCCAUAACUCUGACCUUGUUUUUGGCCAAAUUAUGCCCCCUUUUGGACUUAGAAAAUUUUGGUUAAAGUUUUGCGUGCAAGUACAUACAGCUAUUACCAAAGGCAUAUAGAUUUGAAACUUAUUUUUUCUUUUUCUAGAUCAAUUACCUACAUCACUAGGUCAAGUCCAAUAACUCUGACAUGUAUUUUGGCCAAAUUAUGCCCCCUUUUGGACUUAGAAAAUUCUGGUUAAAGUUUUGCAUGCAAGUACAUACAGCUAUUACUAAAAGGCAUAUGGAUUUGAAACUUAUUUUUUCUUUUUCUAGAUCAAUUACCUACCUCACUGGGUCAAGUCCCAUAACUCUGACAUGUAUUUUGGGCAAAUUAUGCCCCCUUUUGGACUUAGAAAAUUCUGGUUAAAGUUUUACAUGCAAGUUACUAUCUCCAAAACUAAUGUAGAUAUUGAAUUGAAACUUUACAUGUGUCUUCGGGGUUAUAAAACUAGUUCAUAGCAGCAAGUCCCAUAACUCUGACCUUCAUUUUGGCCAAAUUAUGCCCCCUUUUGGACUUAGAAAAUUUUGGUUAAAGUUUUGCGUGCAAGUACAUACAGCUAUUACCAAAAGGCAUAUAGAUUUGAAACUUAUUUUUUCUUUUUCUAGAUCAAUUACCUACAUCACUAGGUCAAGUCCAAUAACUCUGACAUGUAUUUUGGCCAAAUUAUGCCCCCUUUUGGACUUAGAAAAUUCUGGUUAAAGUUUUGCAUGCAAGUACAUACAGCUAUUACUAAAAGGCAUAUGGAUUUAAAACUUAUUUUUCUUUUUCUAGAUCAAUUACCUACCUCACUGGGUCAAGUCCCAUAACUCUGACAUGUAUUUUGGGCAAAUUAUGCCCCCUUUUGGACUUAGAAAAUUCUGGUUAAAGUUUUACAUGCAAGUUACUGUCUCCAAAACUAAUGCAGAUAUUAAAUUGAAAUUUCACAUGUGUCUUCGGGGUUAUAAAACUAGUUGACAGAAUCAGGUCCCAUAACUCUGACAUGUAUUUUGGGCAAAUUAUGCCCCCUUUUGGACUUAGAAAAUUCUGGUUAAAGUUUUACAUUCAAGUUACUAUCUCCAAAACUAAUGCAGAUAUGGAAUUGAAACUUAACAUGUUUCUUCGGGGUUAUAAAACUAGUUGAUAGCAUCAAGUCCCAUAACUCUGAUAUGCAUUUUGGUCAAAUUAUGUCCCCUUUCAAACUUAAAACUCUUUUGAUAUUUAACAUUUUGGGUAAUAAUUUCCUGCUUCUGUGACAAUAUUUUGAAUAGUCGAGCUUGGCUGUCUUACGGACAGCUCUUGUUUGUUAUGUUGUAUGUUUUUUGUGUAAUACAAGAUCAACUGCAGAUUUGGUUUUUGAGUCUGCAAACAAAGUCUAAUGACGGACCGAGCAAACUGUUUAAAAACAAAUCAGCCAUUUAUAAUUUCAGUUAUCAUGUGGAAUGAACAAAUAAGUUCAUGAUUAUUAGUGGUAUUCUUCUGGAAUGCAAAGUGGUCUAACUAAAUAUAAAUCUAUUCAGUCUUCUUCUAUGAAGAGGUGCCAAGAUGAUUAGGGAACUGUUGUUUCAGUUGAUCAGAUAUAUGAGCCGUGCCAUGAGAAAACCAACAUAGUGGGUGUGCGACCAGCAUGGAUCCAGACCAGCCUGCGCAUCCACGCAGUCUGGUCAGGAUCCAUGCUGUUCGCUUUUAAAGCCUAUUGGAAUUGAAGAAACUGUUAGCGAACAGCAUGGAUCCUGACCAGACUGCGCGGAUGCGCAGGCUGGUCUGGAUCCAUGCUGGUCGCAAAGCCACUAUGUUGGUUUUCCCAUGGCACGGCUCAUAUAGUAUAGUGUUUCAUUCUUCCUCCAUCUCUGAUUUCUUUUUUGACAGAUGCAAAUUAGCCAAACAAAGCAAACAUUAUGAAUUACCCUCUUGCAGACUAACUGGAUUGUUGCCAUUGGCUAUAGUCGGUACCUGUUAAUUUUGACAUUAUCAUACACUCCAAGGAUGUGUCAAUAAUUAAAGAAACAUUUGUACAAGUAUGCUUUGAAAUUGCUAUUUGCUCAUUGUAAAAUUUCUUUAUAUUAUACUAAAAAGAAAUAGUAAGCAUUUAAAAAUGCAGUUAAUGUAAUUGUUAAAAUUUUGCAAAGAAAUAUUUUACCGAUUCUUGAUAAAGCUUUAGUUAUGAAAGCUUGCUGUCAAACCCUUAAUGACUGUAACUUAUACUGUGAUCAUGUAGAUGCCUUUUUGUCAAUAAAAAAGGAAUGUAAAA
Mercenaria mercenaria is the source of this 7391-nucleotide messenger RNA. Its product is annotated as phosphorylase b kinase regulatory subunit beta-like. The coding region runs from base 69 to 3416 and encodes 1115 amino acids. Gene Ontology annotation, biological process: glycogen metabolic process. Gene Ontology annotation, molecular function: calmodulin binding. The record is from RefSeq and is a predicted model, not a curated record. The transcript has 25 exons. Gene Ontology annotation, cellular component: phosphorylase kinase complex. Lineage: Eukaryota; Metazoa; Mollusca; Bivalvia; Venerida; Veneridae.